AUGAGCAAAAAUGUGCUCUACGACUUUGGCAGCAACAAGUCGCAAAAAAAUCCAAAUGAUAAACUCUUCUCGCUCAGCAGUGUGCUCACCCUGUCCGCCGUGGCCAGCGCCGCCUUGGCCGCACCUCAGGGCAACUCUGAGCUGGUGGAUGCCGCUGCCAUCGAGUAUGUGCCGCCGGCAACGGAGUUUCUACCUCUGCCGGCUGAUGCCACCGGCGAGCAGGGCUACGAGUAUCGCACGGUGCGCCGCCUGAAGCUGCGUCAUCGCAAUCGUCGGGAUGUGUCCCACUUGCCGCUGGCUACGCAGUAUCUGCCGCCGCCGCCAAGCAACAGGUAUCUGCCACCAACAGCAGCUGCAGCUCCAGUCUUGGCCGACGACACCGAGGAGGUUGUCUCCGCUGUGGAGCCGAAGGUGGCACGCGAUUAUCUGCCGCCCGCUGAGGAACCUGUGGCCAGCACCGAGGCGCCCGAGCUGGAAACCGAAGCGCCUCCGGCCGAGGAGCAGCCCGUGCCCGAAGUGCGUGUGGCGGAUGUGCCCACAGCUGAGCUGCGCGACGAUGGCUAUCACUACAAGCAGCCCGUGGAGAUGCCCGCCGAGCUGAAGGAAGCGGCCCAGGAGUAUUUGCCCCCGCUGGGCGAUGAUGUGCUAGCCGAGGGUCCUGCCAAUGGCGAGAGCUCUGUCCUUACCAAGGAUGGCUAUCAAUAUCGCACCAUUCGGCGUUACAGAUUUUAG
Molecule: messenger RNA, 732 nt
Organism: Drosophila montana
Lineage: Eukaryota; Metazoa; Arthropoda; Insecta; Diptera; Drosophilidae
Product: fibrous sheath CABYR-binding protein
Exons: 2
Coding region: 1-732 (243 amino acids)
Source: RefSeq, a predicted model, not a curated record